Molecule: messenger RNA, 713 nt
Organism: Psylliodes chrysocephalus
Lineage: Eukaryota; Metazoa; Arthropoda; Insecta; Coleoptera; Chrysomelidae
Source: the annotation of a GenBank genome assembly
AUUUUAGUGUCAGUUCCAGUUUGUAUAUGUUCUGCGAUAUUAUUGAACUGCGGAAAGGGAAAAACUAAUUGAUCUGUAAACCUCAUAUGACAGAUAAACAUUUUUGUCAAAUUAAAUUUGAAAUACCUAUUCUAAAUGGCUCAAGCUUUUGUGACUACUAUUCAAAAUUGUUACAGAUAUACCCCGCAAGCUGCUUUCCCACUCAUACGUCAAGAAAGAUAUUACCCAGACUGUUACGGAAAAGAUUGGUAUAACAGUAAAGACCAAAAACAUGAUGAAGAUUUUCAUAAAAUAGAGAUAGCUGUUAAAAAUCAGCAUAUUAGAAGAGUAUCAACAUCUACGUACAAAUUUGAUUAUUGUCGAGACUGGACACCACCAAUAAUUAUAGAAGAAAAUUCUGAUAAGCCUAAAGAGCUGGGAGAAUUUCAUUUAAUAGAUACGUUCAGACCUGUUUAUCAGAAGAACAGAGAUCAAAUUAAACUUAUACAGCCACUUCAAUCAUCAAGAAAUAUUUUUGGAUACCUUCCUAAAUCGGAUAUUUACAUACCAAUGUCAAGUUUUCAAGAUUGCUAUGGCAAAUUAGGAUUCGAACUAUUAGAAAAGGCACAUUUUUUACAGAAGAAAUCUUUAGCUAAAGAGAAAGAAGUCGCCUAAUUCAUUUUUGAAUUUUAUUAGUUUUCAUUAUUCAAAAUACCUACUUUCAGUUGAUUAGA